This is a messenger RNA of Caenorhabditis bovis, 1521 nucleotides long. NCBI's taxonomy places the organism in Eukaryota, Metazoa, Nematoda, Chromadorea, Rhabditida, Rhabditidae. The record is from the annotation of a GenBank genome assembly.
AUGCUGAUUUCGCUCAAUAGGAUCCUAAUGAUCUCAGAGAAUCCGAUUCGGCCAACUCAAUCCUCUUCAAGAGAGGAGGUCGCCGAUUCCGCGCCAUCCACCACCAACAACAACCACACCGAUUCCGAAGGUGAGGAGGAAGACACCGAGGAAGAGGAGGAGGAAGAGGAAGACGACGACGAAGUGGUGACCGACGACGAUAGUGUUGAAAUGCUGCCGACUGUGGCGACGACGUCGAGUAGCGGCGGCGGCGGCGGCGGCUCGACGAGCACCGACGCUAUUUAUCAGACCGCAAUGCAGGGAAUGAGCGCCCCGGAAUACGCGGCCGUUCUACCGGCCUACUCGAACUCUUCGCUGAACUACCAAACGUAUCAGUAUCCGUCGGCGAACGGCGGAUUGAACACGCUAACGUAUCCCGCUUAUAAUCAGUAUGGCACGAGCGCGCAAAUCAACUCGACGUACGGCGGCUUUAUGCCGGGCGGCAUUUCGCCGCUGAGCUCGGCGUUCUCGAGUGCCGCCGGCGCGGCGUCGGCUGGAUCGGCGGCAACAUCGACGGCGUCGCGAAUCGCCGCCGCCGCCGUCGCCGGCCGAUCGGCCAACUCAUCCGGCAGCUCGUCGGCAAUCGCGUCGGGCGCCGCCUCAUCAUCGCCAACGGCGAUCAGCUAUUCAACCGGCGGCACCGGAAGCGCCGGACAAGAAUUGACAGCAUCCGAAUAUGAGAACGUUCGCGAGAAAAUCCGCCGCAACGGAACGUACGGUCACGCGAAACCGCCCUACUCGUACAUCUCGCUGAUCACAAUGGCGAUUCAGAAGUCGGACGCGCGAAUGCUAACCUUGUCGGAAAUCUACAAUUGGAUAAUGGAAUUGUUCCCCUACUAUCGUCAGAAUCAACAACGCUGGCAGAAUUCCAUUCGGCACUCGCUCUCGUUCAAUGAUUGUUUUGUUAAGGUGCCAAGAACGCCGGACAAGCCGGGCAAGGGAUCGUUCUGGACGCUUCACGCGUUGUGCGGCAACAUGUUCGAGAACGGCUGCUAUUUGCGUCGGCAGAAGCGCUUCAAGGUCAAAGAGCGCGAGCCGAGCCGCAAGAAGCGCAACAAUCAGGCGCAGGCGCAAGCGCAAGCGCAAGCUCAAGCGAUGAAGGCCGAGAAGGAGGAGAGCGACGAGGCGAACUACGGCGACGACAAGAUGAAGGAGGUGAAGACGGAGUUGGCGGCGACGCCCGCCGACGCUCAACCGACGUCGGUGAUCUCGUCGGUCGGCUCGCUGAACACAAGCCAAUCAUCGUUGAGCAUGAACCAGUACCAGUACAACAGUCUGUACAACACCGCCGAUUUUUCGGCAACAUCCGCCCUCCCCGCACUCCAAUCGUUCACCAUCAAUCAGCUCAUGGAUCCGAAGAAUUUCGACUACAAUUUGUACAAUUCGGGCAUGUACCAGACGGCGACGCCCGCCAAUGAUUAUAGCGGCUAUCCGCAUACGCUGUAUAGCUCGAACAAUCCGAACUCGGCGGCGAACCUUUAA